Molecule: messenger RNA, 1827 nt
Organism: Corticium candelabrum
Lineage: Eukaryota; Metazoa; Porifera; Homoscleromorpha; Homosclerophorida; Plakinidae
Exons: 2
Coding region: 1-1827 (608 amino acids)
Source: RefSeq, a predicted model, not a curated record
AUGGCUGAUGACAAAGAAAACUGUCCGUUUCCGUCGUGUCAUGUGUCUGGAAAACUGCAGCGUCUUCUCUGUCAUGUUCGUCAAACUCAUGACUCAGAUGACGUCCCCGCAGAGUUUGUCUCUCGUCUGAACCUACAUCGCUGUCAAGACUGUCGGCAGUGGUUUCUAAAGCUGAAUCAACAUUCUAACCAGUGUAGGAAAUCAGCAAGGUCUUCUCUAACCUCAAAGUCUUCACAACGGCCGUCGGGAGAUUCGAAUCCCCACCCCCGCCCCCCAGGUGCGGAAGCCUCCGAAGGUGCCGAAAGCAAUUCGGUUGUGACGCCCGCUGUCGUGAAUGCAAGAAGUCACUGUCCCAUCGUCUCAUCUCAGGUUCCUCCAAGUGUACACGUAUCAUGCACUGUGCCUUCACAGGCGUGGCAGUUUAUACGGGACCUUUCUGUGGAAACAAUUCUUCGGGCAUCGCCGCCACGAACAAUCAAUACUAUCAAAUCAGGUUCAAAAGCCUUGUUUCAGGAAUGCUGCCUAUAUGUUAUGCGCCAAAUAAGAGACAAUCCUUUGGAUGAGUCACUUUGGAAACUGUUCUUUUUGCUUCCAAGAAUGCUGCUGUCUCCCCUCUCUAGAGGUGGAAGAGCUAGUUCGAAACAAGUGAAGUCUCUUUACCAUCAGUUCCUAAAUUUUGAAUGGGGCAGUUUGGCUAAGUUUAAUGAGUCUCAGCCAUCUAAGACAACCGUAGACAAUCGAUUAGAGACACGAAAAGCAGCUUUGAGGCUAAUAAGGUGUGGAGAGCUUUCUCGAGCAUCUAGAGUUCUCAUGAGCUCAGGCCUGGCUCCUCCAACAUCUCAAACAGUCAAGAAGCUUUCUGAUAAACACCCUAAGAGCAAGAAAGAGAUUUCUCAGAGAAAAUGUACCAGUGACCAGAUAUCUUUGAGUAGGAGUCAACUCUUCAAAGCAAUUCAAAGUUCUCCAAACGGAUCAGGUACAGGGCCGUCAGGUUGGCGGUACGAACAUUUCCGUGUCCUACUUGAGAAUGAAGAGCUAGCUGAUUGCCUUCAUUUUGCUUGCUCUUGUAUCGCUCAGGGAAACUUACCUGAUCCAGUGACAUCACUUUUGUCAUCAUCACGUCUCAUCGCUUUACCAAAACCUAAUGGGGAUGUAAGGCCAAUUGCAAUAGGCGAAACCCUGCGGCGUCUCACUGCCAAAGCAAUGUGCAUGCAGAAAAGAAGUGAUUUUGCCAACUUUUUCCAUCCCCUACAGCAUGGUGUGGCUACUGACGGGGGUUUAGAGAUGCUUGUGCACCAUGUACAACUGCUUUUGGAGGAAGACUGUGAUAGGAUCUUUGUGAAGACAGAUGUCAAGAAUGCCUUCAACUCUGUACACAGACAGCAUCUGCUAGAGCAAGUGUCCUCAAGACACCCUGACAUUUUACAUCAUGUCUCUCAAAUGUAUUCUAAACCUAGUUCUCUACUUUUUCAGCAAGGGGGUUCUCCAGUCAUCAUCCAGUCCGAGGAAGGGAUUCAUCAGGGUGAUCCCCUGGGCCCCGCACUUUUCUCGACAGCAAUACAUCCAAUCUUGAGUGAUCUGCAGAAUUCAAACCCCUCUAUCAGAGUUUUGGCUUACCUUGAUGAUGUCUUCAUGGUUGGUUUGCCCCAAGAUGUCCUAUCUGCUUUAGAUGAUCUACGACCUGCAUUUGAAGCCAUUGGCCUUUCAAUUGCCAAUCAUAAAUGCAAGAUCUUUUCUGGUUUAGACUCACCAUGCCUGUCAAGUAACACAGCCUCGUCUAUCCCAGUCACAUCUGAUGGCACAGCAGCCAGCUAUGUGAUAAGCUAG